Molecule: messenger RNA, 261 nt
Organism: Caenorhabditis auriculariae
Lineage: Eukaryota; Metazoa; Nematoda; Chromadorea; Rhabditida; Rhabditidae
Source: the annotation of a GenBank genome assembly
AUGCUCAUAAUUCUCUGGGAGUGUUGCGCCGUGAUAGGUCAAGCGGCGCCUGAGAGUCCGUUUGACAAACGACGACUUCCCACGGCUGCCUCAGGUGUGAGGUCCGCCAUAAAUAUGGGCCGCCGUGAUUCACGACAUGUUUCCGACGAGCAACAGCACUCUGAUCUAUCUGAUUUGAUUGGAAAAGAUCUCGCUGAUUGGAUAGGAUCUGUCGUUGUCCAGGAGGAUGGACGGAUCACAACGGAGGACGCCUCGGAGUAG